This is a messenger RNA of Botrytis byssoidea, 1173 nucleotides long. RefSeq lists its product as uncharacterized. Lineage: Eukaryota; Fungi; Ascomycota; Leotiomycetes; Helotiales; Sclerotiniaceae. Bases 1 to 1173 code for a protein of 390 amino acids. The record is from RefSeq and is a predicted model, not a curated record. The transcript is spliced from 5 exons.
AUGUCGGGAGUUGAUCACUCCAUCCAACUCGUUUUCGGGCCGCCUCCUGCUGGUGUUGAUUUAAAUGAAAGCAUAACGGCGUCAUAUGACAUCGUGUCUUGUGUGGUGCUCGGAAUAGCAGCUGCAGCAGUAUGCUUGCGUUUUUAUGUCCGAACUAUGCGUGGAGCGAACAGUUUGGCUAUCGAUGACUGGUUUGUUGUCUUAGGACUUAUCUGUACCUGUGCUCUCGUGGCGACAACACUUAUUGCUGGAGCAUAUGGAUCGGGUAAACAUGUGUGGUCGACGACAUUACCGCGGCUCAUGGUGUUGCUGAAGGUUGUAUUUGCCGAGCCCUGGGUCUACGCUGCAUCCGUAACAUCAACUAAGAUCAGUAUCUUGCUCCUCUACCGGCGAUUGUUCUACACAGGCGAAGGCAACAUGCUAGUUAUUAACCGCAUCUUUACUAUAAUGUACUGGGUUGCCACAACCUUUACCUGCGCCUAUCCCAUUAUUAUGUGGAUCGUAAUGGCAGCCGCCUGUCGCCCAUUGAAUUUUUUCUGGAUGCGAUACGCCGGCGCGACAGAAGGAAAGUGCAUUGAUACUUUGAUGUUUUUUCUGGUCUUUGGAAUUGUUAACAUGAUCAAUGAUGUUAUCAUCUUGAUCGUCCCAAUUCCUCGUAUUUUGAAACUCCACAUGAACAAACGCAAGAAGGCUUCUGUCGCGGGUAUAAUGUUGCUUGGUAGCUUUGUCUGUGUUGCCAGUAUAGUACGCAUCUACUACCUCACGCUUCUGACCACCGCAGUCGACAUAACAUUCAUCCUUGGGCCUGCUUUCGGAUGGUCCAGCUUAGAGCCCUCGGUCGCAAUUAUCGGCGCUUGUCUACCAACAUAUGCGCCUCUCUUCCGCGGUAUUCACAACAAGGGCUCCAAUACCGGGACCAGUCAAAAGGGCUCCCACCAUAUAAAUCUGAGCCAGACACCGAAUUUUCUCAAGCAGCAGUCGCACUUUCGCAUUGAGGAGUCAGAUGAAGUCGAGCUGACGAACAAGAAAAGCUAUUUCCAGAGCACGGGGGGAAGUCGUGAUGGUGAGGGAAGUAUAGAGAGUGAGGAUGGGGCGAGGUCAUCAAGUGAUGCGAGGGGAAUCACCGUCACUUCGCAAGUCCAGGUGGUGAGGGAUGUGGCGAACGUAGUAUGA